This is a messenger RNA of Vicia villosa (hairy vetch), 1414 nucleotides long. RefSeq names its product protein WHAT'S THIS FACTOR 1 homolog, chloroplastic-like. Gene Ontology annotation, molecular function: RNA binding. Lineage: Eukaryota; Viridiplantae; Streptophyta; Magnoliopsida; Fabales; Fabaceae. Bases 42 to 563 code for a protein of 173 amino acids. The record is from RefSeq and is a predicted model, not a curated record. The transcript has a single exon.
AAAUAUACAAUAGGUUGGCACAAGAAGGAGUUGUUGUGAACAUGAAACCAAGCGAGGAUAAGAAGAAGGUGAAGAUUUCAAAAGAUGGGAACUAUGCUGGUCCAUUUGCAUUCAAAGUGAACUUUCCUGCUGGUUUUAGGCCAAAUGUUAAUUUCCUUGAACAGUUCGAGCGGUGGCAGAAAUUGGAGUUUCCUUCUCCUUAUUUGAAUGCAAGAAGGUUUGAUGCCGCAGAUCCAAAAACUCGAAAACGGGCCUUGGGAGUGAUUCAUGAGCUCCUCAGCUUGACCAUGGAGAGGAGGAUGACAUCUGCCCAGUUAGAUGCAUUUCAUGCAGAGUGUUUUUUGCCGUCACAAUUGCUUCUUUGCUUAAUAAAGCAUCAUGGGAUAUUUUACCUCACUAAUAAAGGUGUAAGGAGUACGGUUUUCCUCAAGGAUGCAUAUGUUGGUUCUAACUUGAUUGAUAAGUGUCCUUUAUUGCAAUUUAAUGAUAAAUUUGUGGCACUCUGUGGUAGAGGAAAUGUUGAUUUGUGUGACAUCAAGAGUUCUUUACAAGCUGUUGUUUAGAAGUUGAAUUUUCUGGAGUCUAUCAGUUACUCUCUCUCCCUGUGUAACGGAUGGAUGAUUGCAAUGCAAGCUCAUCCGCCUCAUACUUUCACGGAAUUUCUUAUUGGAUUGGAUCAUUUUAAUUGUGCGCACCUUACAAGCAUCAAGAUCAAGGUGUUGUAGAAAAGUGUAUCGUGUCAAAUUAUGAAUCUUGCGGGAUCCUUGGUUCAUUUAGUUGACAAUUUGCUCUGCUAAUCCAAUGUGUAUAUUUGCUCUCGAGUAACAUCUCUCAGAUGACUCUCAGAGUGAUAACAAAAUGGCACGUGUGAAUGAGGUUUGAAUAGAGACUUUGGCACUAUAUGGACCCUUCGACGAGAUCUUACCUUGCAUGUGCUCCUCUUAAUGCAUACAUGGGUGACUAGUUAAGGACAUGUAAUCACUUCAAGAGAAGCUGUCAGGGGUUUGGUGCAGUAGUUUUUCUGAAUGCUUUUCCCACUCGUUCGAGCAAAUGUUCUUACCAGGAAAAACUUAGGCAUCACUGAAUGUUUUGGUUCAGAAAUUGUUCUUGAUAAAAAAUAUUCAGCCUCAAAAAGGAAUUUCAACUUUCAACAAAAGGUUAUUAUGCUGACUUGGGGGUGUACAGAACCUGUCCCAGCCUGCAGACCCGUUAGGUCUGACCCGAAUCUGGAAAAAAGCUUAUAAAUUAGCAGGAAGGGACGCGGACGGGUCCGGGUUGACACUUGGGUCACCUAGUCUGUACCAUUUGUUAGUGAGGACUUGGGUUGUUUUUUACUUACCAAGUAUUAAGGAAACACUAGACAUCAAUGUAUUGCACGUCAAAAUACUCCAUUGUUCAAAUUUAAACUUAGUCA